Molecule: messenger RNA, 6120 nt
Organism: Alosa alosa (allis shad)
Lineage: Eukaryota; Metazoa; Chordata; Actinopteri; Clupeiformes; Clupeidae
Gene: magi2b
Product: membrane associated guanylate kinase, WW and PDZ domain containing 2b
Biological process (GO): signal transduction; receptor clustering
Cellular component (GO): dendrite; cytoplasm
Molecular function (GO): type II activin receptor binding; signaling receptor complex adaptor activity; SMAD binding
Source: RefSeq, a predicted model, not a curated record
UGCGCGUGUGAAGCUGGUCCACCAUACCGUGGCGUAUUGCAGCCCCAAGUCAUCUGCGCAGGCUGCAUGUUUCAUGGACAGCCUACUAUCACUGGUGUCCAGCGGCAGCGUACUGGAACUGAAGGGCCCUGGACUGGUGACAGACCAGACCAGCAACGCUUAGGCGGGCAUGAGCGACGGUCCUAUGGGCGCAUGUUUAUAGGCUAGUCAUUUUUAGCGAUGUCAAAGAGCCUGAAGAAGAAAAAUCACUGGACCAACAAAGUCCACGAGACGGUCCUGUCCAGAAGUAAAGAGGGAGAGCUGGGGUUUGAUUUGAAAGGGGGCGCGGAGAAUGGGCAGUUUCCAUUUUUGGGUGAAGUGAAACAAGGUAAGGUGGGCAUCCAGAGCGGUAAACUGUCCCAGGACGAGCUUCUUCUGGAGGUCAACGACACGCCGGUGGCCGGGCUCACCCUCAGGGAUGUACAUGCCGUAAUCAAGCACUGCAAAGAUCCCGUACGUCUGAAGUGUGUGAGGCAAGGAGGUGUUGUAGACAAGGAUCUCCGUCAUUAUCUAAACCUCCGCUUUCAGAAGGGUUCUGUGGACCACGAACUUCAACAGAUCAUCCGAGACAACCUCUACCUCCGGACUGUGCCGUGUACUACAAGACAGCCUAAGGAGGGAGAGGUUCCAGGGCUGGACUACAACUUUGUAAGUGUUGACCGGUUUAUGGAAUUGGAGAAAAGUGGAGCUUUACUUGAAAGUGGAACAUAUGAAGAUAACUUCUAUGGCACGCCCAAGCCCCCAGCCGAGCCCUCUCCCAUGCUCUUUAAUGUGACGGACCAGCUUCUGCCCGGAGCCCGACCCAGCGCCGAGGGGAAGAGGAAGAGGAACAAGUCCGUCAGCAACAUGGAGAAGGAGAGCAUCGAGCCGCCCGAGGAGGAGGAGGAGGAGAGCCCCGUCGUCAACGGCAACGGCAUCGCCAUUACCCCAGAGUCCAGCGAGCAUGAGGACAAGAGCACUGACGUCGGGGGCGUGCCCCCCCAGUCCUGCCCGCCCGAGACGCCCACCCUCGCCACCACCGACGCCCCCGAGGAGGAGGAAGAGGAGGAGGAGGGAGAGGCCCCCAAAUCUCCCGCUGACUCGCAAGAUAACGAUGAGUUGGGUCCACUGCCUGACAACUGGGAAAUGGCCUACACAGAAAAGGGGGAGGUCUACUUCAUAGAUCAUAACACCAAAACGACGUCGUGGCUGGAUCCUCGGCUUGCUAAGAAGGCCAAGCCACCAGAGGAAUGCGAGGAGGAUGAGCUUCCAUACGGCUGGGAGAAGAUUGAUGACCCUAUAUAUGGCAGUUACUAUGUGGACCACAUCAACAGAAGGACCCAGUUUGAGAACCCCGUCCUGGAGGCCAAGCGACGCCAGCAGCAGCAGCAGCAGAUGCAGAGCCAGGGCCUGUCAGCGCUGCCCCUGCCCACCAUAUACAGAGAGAAACCUCCCUUCACGCGCGACCCCACCCAGCUGAAGGGCACCUUCCUGUCCACAUCGCUGCAGAAGAGCAACAUGGGCUUUGGCUUCACCAUCAUCGGCGGCGACGAGCCUGACGAGUUCCUACAGGUCAAAAGUGUCAUUCCCGACGGUCCGGCCGCACAGGACAGCAAGAUGGACACCGGUGAUGUCAUCGUCUACAUAAAUGACAUUUGCGUGCUUGGCACCACCCAUGCCGACGUGGUCAAGCUCUUCCAGUCGGUGCCCAUUGGUCAGAGCGUCACCCUCAUGCUGUGCCGAGGCUACCCACUGCCCUACGACCCCGAGGACCCGUCGGCCAGCAACACGCUGCAGCCCAUGGGCCUGGUGGAGCACCCGCUGCUGCUCAACGGCCGCAGCAGCUACGACAACUACAUGGAGUACAUGUCCCUGACCGGCCGCCUGCCUGACCAGCAGACGCCCAUCCCCCACCCCGGGGACACGCACCUGGACGGCUCCCAGCCCCCCUCCCUCAGCGCGCCGGGCAGCUCCGGAGCCAUGGGGCACGAGGACGCCGUGUCCAUGGCGUCGUCGGGGACGGCGGCGGGGGCAGGGGCUGGACAAGGGGUGGAGCUGCUGAGUCUGACCAUGGUGAAGGGUGCGGAGGGCUUCGGGUUCACCAUCGCGGACAGCUCCACGGGUCAGCGGGUCAAGCAGGUGCUGGAGGCCCAGGGCUGCCCGGGGCUGUGCGAGGGGGACCUGAUGGUGGAGUUCAACCAGCAGGGCCUGCAGGGCCUCAACCACAACCAGGUGGUGCAGCUGCUGAAGGACUGUCCAGUGGGAACGGAGGCCACCCUGGUCAUCCAGAGGGCAGCCCCAGCAGCAGGUCACUUUUCUCCGUGGGAGGGCUCUAAACAGUGGGACCCCCAGUGUAGCCCCCAGACGAGCCUGUCGGCUCCAGGGUUGCCCCACGGUGCCCCCCACCCCUCCCACACCCUCCACCGCUCCUCUGUGCCAGAUUCGGAGGCCUUCCACCUCAGCAAGCCCGACCCGUACGACCUGUACGAAAAGUCCCGGGCCAUCUACGAGAGCCGGCAGCCAAUUAUAUCGCGGUUUCAUUUCCUUUCAGAUGCAACAGGACCCGAGUACCAGGAGGUGGAGGUCCACUUGCUGCGGGAGAAGACCGGCUUCGGCUUUCGGAUCCUGGGCGGAGACGAGGCGGUGCAGGCUGUGAGUCCGGACGCCCGUGACAAGAUUGUAAUCGGGGCCAUAAUAGAGAACAGCCCUGCAGAGCGGGAUGGCCGCCUGCGGCCAGGGGAUGAGCUGGUGUCCGUGGACCACAUGCCUGUGGCGGGGAGACCCCACCGAUACGUCAUUGACCUCAUGCACGCAGCUGCUCGCAACGGUCAAGUUACACUUACUGUCAGGAGAUCAGUCCAACCACUAGGUGAACUAUGUCCAGAAAACGGCGCUGCGGCUGCUCCUGUCUCUGGCUUGGCCCAGCACAGCCCACGAGGACAUGGCUGCCCAGUCAACCUGCCCCCGACCACUGAUGUGCUCAUCCACCGCAAGGAGAGCGAGGGCUUCGGCUUCGUCAUCAUCAGCUCCCUCAACAGGCCUGAGAACAGUGCCACCAUCACAGUGCCACACAAGAUUGGCCGCAUCAUUGAAGGUAGUCCAGCCGACCGUUGUGGAAAACUCAAGGUUGGGGACCGCAUCAUGGCCGUCAAUGGACAGUCCAUUAUCAACAUGCCACAUGCUGACAUUGUCAAACUAAUAAAGGAUGCUGGCCUCUCUGUUACUCUCCACAUCAUCCCUGAAGAAGAUGGAAAUGGACCACACUCUGCACCCACGUCAGAGAAGCAAAGCCCCAUGGCCCAGAAACACAGUCCACAGGCCCAGUCCAGCCCAGCGGCCCACCAGAGCCCCUCCAGCACCCAGCCGCCCCUAGCCACCAGCCAGCCCAGUCCACUGGUCACAGAGGCCAGCCCCACCGUGGCCCAGAGCAGCCCAAUGGUGGUCACACAGCCCAGCCCAGCUGCACCUCAGCCCAGCAUGGAGGGCCUCCAGCCCACUCCCACAGCCUCUCAUCCUGUCUCGGUGGUGGAGCCCUGCAUCUCCAUGGCUGCUCCUUGCCAGGUCACCUCAGUGCCAGUCCCCCCACAGCUAUACCUCCAUGACAGCAGGUCAGAGGUAAAAGCGCGGCAAGAUGUGAAACCAGAUAUAUGUCAGCCUCCAUACACAGACUACCGGCAGCCUCCAGUAGACUACAGACACCCUCCAGUGGCAGACUACCGCCAGCCUCCCACAUUGGAGUACCGCCACCCCCCUCUCAUCGACUACAGGCAGCAUGCAGUCCCAGACUACAGGCCACAGGUGCUGCCACAGGACUUUGAUUACUUCACUGUGGACCUGGAGAAGAGUGUGAAAGGGUUUGGCUUCAGCAUUCGGGGAGGAAGGGAGUACAAAAUGGACCUGUUUGUGCUGAGGCUGGCGGAAGAUGGGCCUGCCAUACGCAGUGGAAGGAUGAGGGUUGGAGACCAGAUUAUUGAGAUCAACGGGGAAAGCACCAGGGACAUGAGCCACGCCCGUGCCAUUGAGCUGAUCAAGGCCGGGGGGCGGCGCGUGCGUCUGCUAUUGAAGAGGGGCACAGGCCAGGUGCCAGAGUAUGGAUUGGUACCUUCCAACCUCUCCAUGUGCAUGAAAAGUGAAACUCUAGGCUCUCCCUAUUUCUUCAUAAUGGGACACUCAAAAGAUACGACGGUGCCGCCACCUGGGAUGCUGUCCCUCCAGCCGUCCUUACCCUGCCGGAAGUAGCGCCACACCACACGCCCAGGACUCAGCCCUCAUCUCAUUCCAGCGCACGCCCCUGACCUCUCCUCUGCAAGCAAUGACAUUUUCGGUGUGUAAGUGUGACUGUGUCCAUGUGUGCCUUUGAAUGAGAGUGUGUGUGUGUGUGUGUGUGUAUGUAUGUAUAUGUGUGUGUGUGUGUUCCUUUGUUAGUCACAUAUUGCCGAAAAGCGGAGGGGUUGCUCUACUCAGGGUGGCAGGCCCACCCGCGGGUCCCUGAGCUGCAGCGUGCGAGAGGGAUGUGGCUCCCGGCCCCCCAGCUGCAGCCAGAGACAGCUUUGUGGAGUCCACGGGACAAGAGGAGAAAAUGAGCUGAGCACUGUGUUUGGGGCCUUCAGUCCGCACACCUGCAGACUUGCUUCAGUGUGGAUGUUAUUCAGCGUGGAGUGGGCAGGUUCCUGGACCUCAGGCGCAUGCCAACCACAGGGGUAAACAAACCUGAGAUGAGGGCAUGGCAACCCAGCGAGCGGGACAAACUCUUCUUGAGGUUAUGGAGGACACAAAGAAAUCCCUCGAAAGGGAGUUGAUAUGCAGUGUGGGAAGAAAACAAAAACAAACAAAAACAAACUCCCUCAGUCUGACAGGACAUGGGAUUUUGCUUUCGGUGUCCCUUUUGUGCAACCUAGAGGAGGAAAUCCUUCAUUUCCACCUCUCUCUUCAUGUUUCUGUUAUGGAUUGCUUUCUAUACUAGAUGUUCACUCUAGCCAUUUCAAAAAAAGACUGUAUUCUCUCCAGAAAGGAGACAAUACAUGCAGUGUAGCAUGAAAGGCCAGUCAAGAAUCCCAGUGGACAAAAUGCAAAUGAUGUAAUGAGUGUAAAGAUAUUUGUGUGCGCCUGAUUCCGGGGGAACCAUAAGUAAGGUCAUUGUUGCAGUCCUACAAUAUGGAGAGCAGAGUAGCGUGCUAGCAGAGAAUGAAUGUUGAAUUGUGUUACAAAUCCAUUUUGAGAUAUAUCAACAGCUCUGCCUUAAAAGGAACUCCUCGAGUUGACUCAAGUGUUAGUACCGUGUAUAUCGGAUAUUCAUAGAGUUGCUGUGAAUUCUUUUUUUUUUUAUCAUUUCUGUGUGAAAAGGCAAACAUACAAAACUGGAAGAAAAAAAAAAAAAACAUGCCACACAGACUUUUGACUUCUUAGGUUGUAAAUUAUUACAUAUAAAUCAAUUGUUAAAGCAUAUAGAGACUCAUCUUUGAUUACAUAUCAAAAGUCCUUGGAUUAAUUCAAGACUAAACUGCAAAUGGGCUCUCCUGUGCUCACUUUUUGAGUGUGAGAAGGAAUUGUGGAGUUCUUUCUCAAUUGUGCUCUAUGUACCAAGCCACUCUGAGGGCCAAAGCCACUGUUCUGAAUACUCUGAGAUGGCCCAAUCUUACAAAUCUCCUUAAUUUGUUGACCCACCUAAUGGUAUUGUGUCGUGUUGUUAAGAAGAGAUGGCUCCAUGGAGCCACAUGCAGGUGCUGAGUUACUCCAUUCUCCUUUACGUUUUACUUGUGUGUCACUUCUGAGCUGUAAAUUGUGGUUGCUCUGCAGUAGUGAACCAAAAUGUGUUCUUUGUUGUUUUUUCUUCUCAUCGUUCCCAAAGACCAAACAAAGAGAUGAGAAAACAUAAAGAAUGGAAGCAGGCUAGGAGUUGUUAUUUUGGUGCAUACUUGUGUUGAGCUCAGAGAAGCACUUGACAGAGCCGAGUGCCUUAGGAGCCAGAUCUAGAGCAGACAGGAGUGUUGAGAAGCCACUACAGAGGGUGGCCACGAGCAGACUGAACACAAGGUCACAUUAAAGCAACAGGACCACAUUCACUCACAUUCAGGACCGUGUUCACUCAGCUUACCUGUACUC